AUGCCUCCAGCCAACUGCGCCGCUCGUCGGAACGGGAUAGAAGAGCCUCUAUCCGGGCCGUUGGUUCGGAUGCCAGCCUCGACGAAUGGGUUCUUAAGCCGCAAACGGGCCGAAUCGAACGUCUUCUUGUUGGUGGACAAGUCCGGUCAACGUCGACGUGCUUUCCUUCGUCCAUCGACAGAGCAACCCAACAUGGUCGUCACCGAAAAGCAGGUCUAUGAAGACCGCUACAACGCGGUCGCCUCGGUGCUACCGACUCCCAACCUUCAGGCCAGCAGCGCCAAACCCAGCCAGCGCAAGCCGACGCCUACGCAUCGAUGGGUGGUCGCAGGUCUGUUCUUGCUGAGCUAUUUCUGGCUUUGCUCGCCAGCUGGCCAAGAAACGUUCGAUGGCAUCCGUCGCAGGAUCCACCACCACAGCGGUUGCUCCACCGACGCACCUUACCUGCGGCCAGAGAACGAGACCGAUUUCUCGCAGGCCCAGCGCGGAGAGGUGGUCUGGUUCGACUGCGCAGACGAGAAGCGCUACCCUUCGCCCCUCAAGUGUGGUCGCAUGAAGGCCCCUCUCGACUGGACCAACGUCGAUGAGGACAGCCGAAAUGCUUCAAUCGCCGUCAUCUUCUAUCCAGCUGGUGCCGGCAAGACGCCUAAGGGCGAGGUGUUGGGCUCGCUGCUUACCAACCCCGGCGGACCAGGUGGCUCGGGCUUCGAGUUUAUCGCUCGCAAGAAUGCUGCCAAGAACAACGAGCUGCUCGCUGCUAACUUCGACACCAUCCUUGACCACAAGUACAACAUCGUUUCGUUUGACCCUCGUGGCGUUGGUCGUACUUUCCCGCGCAUGGAUUGCUGGAACAACACGGAGAAGAGCUUUGUUCACCGGAUCGAGACGGGCUCGUUUGGUGCCCUCUACUCGCAUCCUGGCGCGCUGGACAGCGAGAUCGGUUCUAACCUGGCAAGCAUCGACCUGCUCUCUGAGCUAUGCAGCGCCGAUCCUUUCGUCUCUGAGCACGGCAAGUACGUAGGCACCACCGCUGUAGCUCGAGACAUGCAGCUCCUCCACCGCUUCUUUGGCGACAAGCGCAUCAACUACUGGGGCUUCAGCUACGGCACCGUGCUAGGCUCCACGUUUGCCGACAUGUUCCCUCAAGACGUCAACCGCUUGAUCAUCGAUGGCGUCGUCGACGUGCCCAACUACAUGGAAGGCCUCUGGAGCGACAAUCUCAAGGACACCGACGGCGGCUUCGACGGCUUCUUCAAGGAAUGCGUCGAUGCCGGCUCCGAGGCGUGCCCUCUGGCUUCGCAGUCGUCGGAUGCCGAGGAGCUGCAGAAGAAGUUUCUCGACUUUCUUGAUGGGCUCAAGCUGCACCCAAUCCCCGUGGUUCAGGCCGAAGUACCGCAGCUGCUCACUUUCAGCAUGGUGAUCGAGACCUUCUUCACCUCGCUGUACAAGCCUGCUGGAUGGCUAAAACUUGCCAGCAUGAUCAAUGACGCCAUGAACGGCAAUGGCACCACCUUCGUUGAUGCCAACGGUGACUCGACGUACCACAUUCCCAUCACGCCCGAGUCGGAGGAAGCCAACGCCGCCAUCGCCUGCGGCGACGCCCUGCAAGGACCGAGCGCCAAAUCUUGGAGCAUCGAGCGGGCCAAGGACCAUAUUCGCACGCUCGAGGCCGACUCUCCCCUCUUUGGUCAAUUCUUUGCCGAUCAGGGCAUCAAGUGCAUCGGAUCGUGGAAGCUACGAUCGAACGAGCGACACCGUGGUCACUUUGACAGCAACACAUCCUACCCCUUGCUCACCCUCGGCAACGACUUUGAUCCUGUAACGCCUGGUCGGUUCGCGGACAAGAUGGCAGAUCUGUUUGGUUCGGCUGUUUCCGUGCGUCGUGCGGGCUACGGACACUGCAGUAUGUCGCAGCCGUCCAAGUGCAUCAACAAGAUCAUCGGCGAGUACUUUGUGAACGGGACCGUGCCUCACAAGGGUACCAAGUGCGAUGUCGAUGAGUCGCCUUUCCCUCAACCGAAGAACGAGUCGAGCGCUGUGGUCGCGCUUUCGAUCGAGGAGGCUCGCGAGCUGGAGAGGAGCCAAGCCAUGGCCUCGAUUAGCGAAGCUGUGACCGAGCUCAAUGUCCGUCACCGACUGUAG
Messenger RNA from Pseudozyma hubeiensis SY62, 2142 nucleotides. Its product is annotated as proteinase. The record is from RefSeq and is a predicted model, not a curated record. Lineage: Eukaryota; Fungi; Basidiomycota; Ustilaginomycetes; Ustilaginales; Ustilaginaceae. The transcript has 2 exons. Bases 1 to 2142 code for a protein of 713 amino acids.